Molecule: messenger RNA, 3157 nt
Organism: Echinops telfairi (small Madagascar hedgehog)
Lineage: Eukaryota; Metazoa; Chordata; Mammalia; Afrosoricida; Tenrecidae
Gene: POLN
Product: DNA polymerase nu
Exons: 24
Coding region: 488-3157 (889 amino acids)
Biological process (GO): DNA-templated DNA replication; double-strand break repair
Molecular function (GO): DNA-directed DNA polymerase activity; DNA binding
Source: RefSeq, a predicted model, not a curated record
CACAGCUACAGUUCUACUCUGUCCUGUACGAAUCAGAAUCGGCUAGAUGGCAGUGACUUUGGUUUGGAACUUUCAGCCAGGGGCCAGUAGCUGAGUGGUAUGAUGAGUGUGUGUAUCUAUCCUAGUUCCCCAAGUCAGCUAUAAAUAAUUUUUGUAUGUUUAGAUUUAUAUAUUUGAAGACUAGUAACAGCCAUUUUUCAAAUCUCCAUAAUAUUGGGAGAGAGUACACACUUCAAAAUUGGUUUCCCUGAAAUAUGUUUUUUAGUUUUCUGCUUGUUUAAUAUAAUGUUUGAAUUGAGUCUUAGCUUUUUUUCUGUACUGUUCUUUACUAUGGGGUAAUUGAUACAAAUUUACUGUGGUGGUUAUUAGUGUAUUCUUUUCUUUUUUUUUUUAAGGCUACAGUGCAUAAGUUUUUCAAAUAACUAGUGCUUCCUAUUUUCAAGUCUCAAAAUUAAUAUGUGGGCAUUUAUCUUACAUUUAGGAUUUUAUGAAAAUGGACAAUAAUGAGGCAUUUGUAGGCUUUGAGCUCUGUCAGCCUCCACUCUCCAGUGUUGCUCAGAAGAUUAUGUCUGCUAUGCACUCAGUUCACUUAGUGGAUUCUGAGAAUUUGACAGAGAGUGAAAAGACUGUUGCAGUUCUGAGCAAACCCAGUGUUAAGUCUGCUGUCCUACUUGAAGAUGGGAAGAAUCGAAUACUGAGGGGAAAGAACCAUAUUUCUUUAACAAGCCAGACAUCAAGAUCUUCCAUCAGAUUUUCCCCUCAGCCAGCCAGUGUCGCACUUGCCAACCCGCUCUCUCCUGACCACAAGCAGAAAGGCGUCAGCUCCCUGGCUCUGCCCAGCUGUUUAAUUCCACGGGGUCAUCAGGAGGCUUCAGAUGGACAGAGAAAGGAAUGUAAUGAAAAGCAUAUUCUGAGAGAAAAUAGCAGUGAACAUGUAAAGAAGGAGAGCAUGAAUCACAAAAGGAAACAUUUUGCUUCUGAUUCUAAAUCAGAGAAAACAAGUAAACAGAUGGCACUGGAAGAAGAGGAGGAGGAGGAGGAGGUUGGAGCCUAUCGCAAUUCUGGGAAUGCAAGUGCAUUUGAAAACCAGUUUUGUGAUAUUAGGUAUCUGGAAGAUUGGGAGAAAAGCCAGUUGAUUGAAUUCCUCAAACAGGCACCAGCUCUGGUGGUAACUCUGAUAUAUAAGGAUGGUUCAACCCAGCUAAGAACUGGCCAGGAAACAGGUUCUCCUGUUAAAGGAGUUGUAAUAUUACUGAAGAGCCAAGUGGGAGAAACCAGCAGUCCUCUUGAUGCCCCAGCCUGUGAUGGGCUUCCUGAGGGACCUGCUUCUGACGAUAGGUACAUGUACAUAAAGAUAGAGGACUCUUCUCUCUGGGACCAGGAACAAGAGAUAUAUACUCAAUUUGCCAGGAAAGUGCUGCUUCAAAUCCUGACAUCUCAACGCCCUGUGAUAUGUUUUAAUGCCAAGGAUUUUGUGAGAGCCCUGCUCCAGUUUAUUGGUGACGAUGGCAGCUGGAAGUGUGUUGCUGGUUUUGUAGGGUUAGAUCCCAGGAUUGCAGCCUGGCUUAUAGAUCCCAGAGAUGCUGUGCCUUCCUUUGAAGAUUUGGUGGCAAAAUACUUUGGAAAAACCAUCACAGUGAAAGUAAACAGUACUUAUGGAAAUUCGUCAAGAAGUCUCGUGAACCAUAACGUGUGUGUGAACUUGAGGAUUCUCCACAGACUGACCCUGAACCUCUGCUCCAAAUUGAAGGCUGACGGUUUAUGGCGACUGUUUUGUACCUUGGAGCGUCCUCUGAUACCAAUUUUGGCAGGUAAAUCUCGCCUUAAGGAGUUGGAACAAGAAGCUCAUUUCGUGGCAGGAGAACAGUUUCUGAUGACAAGUAACAACCAGCUCCGAGAGAUCCUGUUUGGCAAACUAAAGCUGCACCUGCUGCCUCAGAAGAAGACUCUGCCCAAAACGGCGCUGCAGAAGCACACAUCCACCUCGGAGGCCGUGUUGAACGCAUUACAAGACCUUCAUCCAUUGCCCAAGAUCAUUUUGGAAUAUAGGCAGGUUCACAAGAUCAAGUCAACCUUUGUAGACGGAUUGCUAGCCUGCAUGAAAAAGGGCUUCAUUUCCUCGACGUGGAACCAAACUGGAACUGUGACUGGAAGACUUUCAGCCAACCAUCCUAACAUCCAGGGUAUCUCCAAGCACCCAAUUCAAAUCACUCAGCCUCAGCACUGCAAAGAUGAAGACAGGCCCCUCACCGUCGCCCCCAGGACCAUGUUCAUUUCAUCCAAAGGCCACACCUUCCUGGCAGCAGACUUUUCACAGAUCGAAUUGCGGAUUCUUGCGCACUUAUCUGGAGACCCGGAACUUCUGAAGUUGUUCCAGGAAUCGGCACGGGAGGACGUGUUCUCAAUGCUGGCUUCACAGUGGAAGGGCAUUCCUAUGGAGCAUGUGAACCACGUGGACAGAGAGCAGACCAAGAAGGUGGUAUACUCAGUGGUCUACGGAGCAGGGAAGGAUCGACUUGCUGCUUGCCUUGGAGCCACUGUUCAGGAAGCUGCUCAGUUUCUAGAGAGUUUUUCACAGAAAUACAAGAAAAUCAAGGACUUUGCCCAAGCGACUAUUGCUCAAUGUCACCAGACAGGGUAUGUGGCAUCCAUCAUGGGCCGAAGGAGACCCCUGCCCAGGAUCCAGGCCCAGAACCAGGAACUCCGGGCCCAGGCAGAGCGGCAGGCUGUGAACUUCGUGGUGCAAGGGUCAGCUGCCGACCUCUGCAAGCUGGCCAUGGUCCACAUCUUCGCCGCAGUGGCCUCUUCACCCACCCUGACAGCCAGGUUAGUUGCCCAAAUCCACGAUGAGCUCCUGUUUGAGGUGGAAGAUCCACAGGUCCCUGAGUUUGCAGCUCUUCUGAGAGAUACCAUGGAGGCCCUGCAUCAAGUCCCUGCCCUGGGGCUGCAGCUGCAGGUGCCCCUGAAGGUGAGCCUGAGCACCGGCCGCUCGUGGGGCUGCCUGACCCCCCUGCAAGAGUCUCCAAGCAACAGCGCUGCCAGGGGCCUCGCCCCGCAUUCUCUGCAGCCCUGUCACCGGGAGACCCAGUGGCUUCCUGAUGACCAGUGCCGGGCCCGGGGCUGGACAGCUGGGUUGGCUGCCCCCAGGAGUGAGUAA